AGGGGGCUGUUUGGGGAGGAGCACAGAGAUCCGGAGUUGGAAAUCUGCUGGGAGCCGAGGCUGUAAUCCGGAAAGGGAGCUGUGGCCUGGGUGUUGGCCCCCAGUCCUUCAGGACAGUGCUGGCGGAAAGGUUGAACAUUUGGGGAGGGGGAAGGUGCAAAGUGAUGUGUCAGCAGAACGCUGAGAGUGGUUAAUAGGGGUGGGAAACCUUUGACAACCAGGCCUCUGAAUUAGGAAAGAGUUUCAUGUUCUGGGGACUGGUCGUCCACCAAGAGCUCUAGUAGCAGCCGUUUUCCGUCUUUCUGACUGUGGCUGUGUCUUCCUGACCAUGGCUCUGUGUCUAGGGGGUCCAAGCCUCUCCUGGAUUGCCAGUCUUUCCGUAGGUUGCGACACUACACCAAGCAAGAGAAGAGGAAGGAAAUUAACCCCAAUUGGUGAAGGUCGAUUUGAGGGUCUGCUGUAGCAGGUGGCACCACUUGAAGAGAGGGAGGAAGUUUCCUUGGAUCAGUAGAGAUCGCAAGGGUUGUUGGGCGUGGCACACCUCCAGGGAAGGGAAGAAGGGACAAACUGUCUGUCUGGAGGAGGUCCACCUCCAGUAUCAGCUAUUGUGUCCUUGAAGUGGCUGAAGACGAUCACCUUCCACAGCCUUGUACCCAGGCCCAUAGUGCUCCUCUCCCAGCCUGAGUGAAUACUCUGUUCCUUGGUCCCUGCUAUUGUCAGGGACGAUUGCAUGGGCUACGCCAGGAAAGUAGGCUGGGUGACUGCGGGACUAGUGAUUGGGGCUGGAGCCUGCUAUUGCAUUUAUAGACUGACCCGGGGAAGAAAACAGAACAAGGAGAAAAUGGCUGAGGGUGGGUCUGGGGAUGUGGAUGAUGUUGGGGACUGUCCUGGGGCCAGGUACAAUGACUGGUCUGAUGAUGAUGAUGACAACAGUGAAAACAAGGGUAUAGUGUGGUACCCACCUUGGGCCCGGAUUGGGACUGAGGCUGGAACCAGAGCAAGGGCCAGAGCAAGGGCCAGGGCUACUCGGGCUCGUCGGGCUGUUCAGAAACGGGCUUCCCCCAAUUCAGAUGAUACUAUUUUGUCCCCUCAAGAGCUGCAGAAAGUUCUUUGCUUGGUUGAGAUGUCUGAAAAGCCUUAUAUUCUUGAAGCAGCUUUAAUUGCUCUGGGUAACAACGCUGCUUAUGCAUUUAACAGAGAUAUUAUUCGUGAUCUAGGUGGUCUCCCAAUUGUUGCAAAGAUUCUCAAUACUCGGGAUCCCAUAGUUAAGGAAAAGGCUUUAAUUGUCCUGAAUAACUUGAGUGUGAAUGCUGAAAAUCAGCGCAGGCUUAAGAUAUACAUGAAUCAAGUGUGUGAUGACACAAUCACUUCUCGCUUGAACUCAUCGGUGCAGCUGGCUGGACUAAGAUUGCUCACAAAUAUGACUGUUACUAAUGAAUAUCAGCAUAUGCUUGCUAAUUCCAUUUCAGACUUUUUUCGUUUAUUUUCAGCAGGAAAUGAAGAAACCAAAUUUCAGGUUUUGAAACUCCUUUUGAAUUUGGCUGAAAAUCCAGCCAUGACUAGAGAACUGCUCAGGGCCCAAGUACCAUCUUCACUUGGUUCCCUCUUUAAUAAGAAGGAGAACAAAGAGGUUAUUCUUAAACUUCUGGUCAUAUUUGAGAACAUAAAUGACAAUUUUAAAUGGGAAAAAAAUGAAUCUGCUCAGAAUCAAUUCAGUGAAGGUUCACUUUUCUUCUUUUUAAAAGAAUUUCAAGUGUGUGCUGAUAAGAUUCUGGGGAUAGAAAGUCACCAUGAUUUUUUGGUGAAAGUAAAAGUUGGAAAAUUCAUGGCCAAACUGGCUGAGCAUAUGUUCCCAAAGAGCCAGGAAUAAAUUCUUAAUUUUGUAGUUUAGAAGUAACACACAUUGUAAACUAUUCCUUUUCUCCACCUUGUUUAUAUGGUAAAGGAAUCCUUUCAGCUGCCAAUUUUGAGUGAUGAAUAUCAUUGUAUAAUCAAUGCUGAUUUUUAUCUGAGCUGAUCUUCAGGUCUAAGCUGGAUGAAUGAAUAUCACUACCUGUUCUGAAAACAUGUUUGUUGCUUUUUAUCUCGCUGCCUAGAUUGAAAUAUUUUUACUAUUUCUUUUGCGUAAGUGACAGUGAACUAGUUUUUCAUAAGUAAGCUCCCUCCUGUCAUUUGCAUUAACUUGAUUUGUAUAUCAUCAAUAAAGUUGUGUAUUAAUGCUUAACAAAACAAGAAGAAAGAAAGAAACCAGCCUUGUCCUUUGGUUUAUAAUAUAGUUGGAGAGGUAAGAAAAAUACAAACAAAUAGAUAACAAUAUCUGGACCAUAUACUCAUUGUCAAAUGUGCAGUCUCAGAGCACUGAGGAAGCAAAGGCUUCUGUGGGAUACAGUAGUCAGCUACAGAUUCAUGGAAGAAGAGGCUAUUUAAAAUAAGUCCUGAAUGGUGUACGUAGUUAGGGCGUUCCAAGAGCUGGAGUGAGGGGGCACUAGGGUGAGAAAGGCAUGGAGGUAGGAACCCUUUUCCUAUGACAGUGAGGAUACUAGACUACUUAGAGUAGAGAGUGUGGGGAAUGGAAGUAAAUAAACUUGGAAAGCUGAACGAAGCCAGUUUGUGGAGAGUUGUUUGAAUAUUAUCCCACUGAACACCAAGAGUCAAAUAUUUUUGACUAGAAAGAACAAUUGGAAUUCAUAUAGAGAUUCCUCUCUCACCAACUGUGCAGCAUCUGCGAGAGUGUGGAUAAAUGGAUCCUAUCAAACUCUUGUGGUAGGAAUAAGUUUACACUGAGUUUGCCCAAGAUUUGUGGAGGGCCAUUUGGUAAUACAUAUAAGCCUUAAAGUUUGUUACUCUUUUGUCCUAAGGAAAUAAUUGAAUAAUUGGCUAAAGGCUUUAUGGACAAGGCUUUUCAUCCCAGCACUGUCCAAAACAGUAACAAUUGGAAACAACUAAGUGUCUAGCACACCAGAAUGGUGAAAUAAAUUCAGGAAUGUUCACACAGUAUAUAAGAUAAAUAUGUUGAUCCAAAUCCAUGUUGCCAGGAAAAGAUAUUCAUCCUGCAUUGUUAAAUGAGAAAGGUAGUUUAGAUAGCAGUAUUCAUAGAAUGAUUCCUUUUCCUUUUUGAAGAUAAUAAAACAUAUUUUAAAGUAAACACUAACAAUUAUGGAAUUACAGAUACCCCAAAAGUAACUGGCUAUAUUUGAGUGGAAGGAUAAUGAGUGAUCUUUUACUUUUUUAUUUUUUAUUCAUCUUUAUAUUUUUAUUUAUAUAAAAUGAGUAUUGUUUUUUUUGGAAAUUAUUGAAAAAGAAAGUGUUGGCAAUGAAGCAGGUGAUUGGAGCAUGUACUGAGUGGAAAAAAAGAAUUUAGAUUAAAAAUGAGAUGGCGUGAAGUUUCCUCUCUGAAAUGAUAGAUGAGUGAUGAAGAUGGGGCUUGUUAUGAGGAUUAAAUUAAAUACAUGCAAAAUACUUUGAAUGUUCUGGUACAGAGCAGUUAAUUAAGAAAAAUAAGCACUCUUAAUUCCCUAGAAUGCAGGGUUGAUAGUUUUUUGGGGUGGCCUUUGUUUUGUUGGGGGCAUUCUGCCAUGUGUCAGUGUCAUUUAAUAAAUAAGAACAACAAUAAAAGUUAGCAUUUAUUAAGUGA
Messenger RNA from Prionailurus viverrinus (fishing cat), 3634 nucleotides. RefSeq names its product armadillo repeat containing X-linked 3 (gene ARMCX3). The coding region runs from base 731 to 1870 and encodes 379 amino acids. NCBI's taxonomy places the organism in Eukaryota, Metazoa, Chordata, Mammalia, Carnivora, Felidae. The transcript is spliced from 4 exons. Gene Ontology annotation, molecular function: protein binding. The record is from RefSeq and is a predicted model, not a curated record. Gene Ontology annotation, cellular component: mitochondrion.